AUGGAAAAUAACGACAAUUAUCAAUUAUCAACUUGGAAUUCAUUGUGGAGAUAUAUCGGUAUUGAAAAACAUGCUACUUAUGGUUUUUAUUGGAUGAUUGGUGCUGCUAAAGUUAGUGAUUAUAAAGAUUGGUGUUUGUAUUGGUUAGGUCUUAGUGAACAAAAACCUCCAAUUGUUGGUGAAAGUCCAGAAGAUUUUUAUGUUAGAAAGAUUUAUUCUACUUCUUAUGACUGUUUUAGUAGACCUAUUUGUGGACCUCCUGAAAAUCAUAUCACUAUUGGUUUACGAGAAGAGGUACCUAUUGAAAAUGCAAAACAUCUUGUGUUAAAAGAAGGAAAAGUUAGAGAAGCUAUUAAUUUUGGUUCAUAUAACUAUCUUGGAUUUGGUGGAAGACAUCCAAUUGUUACAAAAGAAGUUGCUGAUUGUUUGAGAAAUAAAGGAAGUAGUUGUAGUGGAUUUGCUGCUGAAAGAGGUAUUUCUGAAGAACAAAAAAAAUUGGAAGGUAUGUUAGCUGAGUUUUUACACAAAGAAGCUGCUGUUGUUGUACCAAUGGGAUUUGCUACUAAUUCUACAUUAAUUCCAAUUUUAGUUGGAAAAGGAGAUGUUGUUUUUUCUGAUGCUUUAAAUCAUUCUUCUAUUAUCACUGGUAUUAAAUCUGCUAAUGCUGAAGUCAGAGUAUUUAAACAUAAUGAUAUGAUUGAUUUUAAAGCUAAAUUAGAAGAUUUAAAAAUUCAUGGAAUGAAAAAUGGACAACAACCAAAGAAGGUUAUGGUUGUUGUUGAAGGUUUAUAUUCAAUGGAAGGUGAAUUUUGUCCUUUAAAAGAAAUUAUUGCAUUAAAGAAAGCUUAUGGAUUCUAUUUAUAUAUUGACGAAGCACAUUCUAUUGGUGCAUUAGGUUCUACUGGAAGAGGUAUUGUUGAACAUCUUGGAUGCAAUUUUGAUGAUGUAGAUAUUUUAAUGGGUACUUUCUCAAAAUCAUUUGCAGCAGCUGGAGGAUACAUUGCCUCUGAUAAAAGUACAAUUCAAUUACUAAAAUCUAAUUGUUAUUCAUAUGUUUAUGGAUCUCCAAUGUCACCAGUUGUGGCUCAACAAAUUAUUUCAUCAUUAAAUAUGAUGAAAACAGAAGAAGGACAAAAAAGAAUUGCACAAUUAAGAAAAUCUUCAAUUAAUUUUAGAAGGAGACUUAUUGAAGCAGGAUGUCAUGUUCUUGGUGAUACUGAUUCACCAGUUAUUCCAGUUAUGUUAUAUCAUGCAGGAAAGGUUAAGGAUGUUUCACGUGGAUAUCUUAAGAGAGGUAUUGCUGUUGUUGGAGUUGGUGCUCCUGCAUGUCCAAUUACUGCAUGUCGUGUAAGAUUUUGUAUUUCUGCAGCACACACUGAUGAAGAUAUAGAAAAAGCUUUCAAAGCAACUAUUGAAUGUUUAACUGAAACUGAUUGUAUUUUUAAAGACACAGAUUGUGGAAACAUCAUUUACAGACCACCUAAAGUAGAUCUUGCUGAGCUUGAGGCAUUACCAAAAGAACCAAGAAAAAUGACACCUCUUAGUGAAAAUUCAGAUAAUAGAAAAAUACUUCCAGAACCAAUCUCACCAAUUGGAUUGGAACUUAGUUCUUAUGAUAUUCAUGGAUUUAAUAAAGAUACAGAAAGGACAGAACAAUUAGUUAAUAUUAUUAUGAAUUAUGGAUGUGGUUCCUGUGGACCAAGAGGUUUUUAUGGUGGAACUUUAGAACAUUUAAAAAUAGAGAAUAAGUUAAUGAAAUUCUUUAAUACUAAUGAUGCAUUAGUUUAUAGUUAUGGAAAUAAUGUAAUUACUUCUAUUAUUCCAGUUUAUGGAGGUGCUGGAGAUGUUAUUAUUGUUGAUGAGUAUUGUAAUUAUCCAAUUCAAUUAGGAUGUAGAUUAGCAAAGAAAGCAAAAGUUAUUAAAUUUAAACAUAAUGAUAUUGAAGACUUAAAAAAACAAGUUACCGAGGCUAAAAAAACAUUAGUAUUUCCAAAUAAAAUAUCUAUAGUUACUGAAGGAAUUUUUCAAUAUGACUAUUCUAUUUCUCCAUUAAAAGAGAUUUCUAAAUUAAGAUCAACUAAUGUACUUCUUAUCGUUGAUGAUUCACUUGGUGUUGGAGCCAUUGGAGCAACUUUAAAAGGAUCAAUGGAAUAUGCAGGGUUAACUAUGAAUGACAUUGAUAUUCUUAGUGGGUCUUUGGAAUUUGUGUGUGAUACUAUUGGAGGAUUUGUUGUUGGUAAGUACUCUGUAAUUGAUAAACAAAGAUUGUUUGGAGCUGGAUAUAUAUUUUCUGCUUCUGCUCCAACAUUUAGUUGUACUGCUGCUUGUAUUGCUCUUGACGUUUUUGAGAAAAAUGGUGUUGAUAUGGGUAUUAAAAUAAGAGAACAAAGAAAUAAAUUUAAUCAGUUGGUGCAAGAAAAAGCACAAAAUAUUCAAGUUAUAGGAAAUAAUUCCACUCCAUAUGUGUUAUUGAACUGUGAAGGAAAGAAUGAAGAAAUUGUGAAGGCCUUAAGAGAAAAAGGAUUUUUUGUUGUACUUCAACAACAUUUACAUGAAGAUUGGUGCCAAAAUAAAUAUAUUAGAUUAUGUAUUAGUAAAGAUUUUACUCAAGACAAAAUGAUAGAAUUUAUUAAUGUUCUUUCAAAUUAUUAA
Entamoeba dispar SAW760 is the source of this 2652-nucleotide messenger RNA. Its product is annotated as serine palmitoyltransferase, putative. Gene Ontology annotation, biological process: ceramide biosynthetic process; sphingosine biosynthetic process. The transcript has a single exon. The coding region runs from base 1 to 2652 and encodes 883 amino acids. Lineage: Eukaryota; Evosea; Mastigamoebida; Endamoebidae. The record is from RefSeq and is a predicted model, not a curated record. Gene Ontology annotation, cellular component: serine palmitoyltransferase complex. Gene Ontology annotation, molecular function: pyridoxal phosphate binding; serine C-palmitoyltransferase activity.